This is a messenger RNA of Ostreobium quekettii, 1350 nucleotides long. The record is from the annotation of a GenBank genome assembly. NCBI's taxonomy places the organism in Eukaryota, Viridiplantae, Chlorophyta, Ulvophyceae, Bryopsidales, Ostreobiaceae.
AUGCCGGGCCUGAUGGCCUGCCGCUCGGAGUUCGGCACCAACAAGCCGCUCGCGGGCACCCGGGUGUCCGGGUCGCUGCACAUGACCAUCCAGACGGCCGUGCUCAUCGAGACCCUCGUGGAGCUGGGCGCCGAAGUGCGGUGGUGCUCCUGCAACAUCUUCAGCACGCAGGACCACGCGGCGGCCGUGAUCGCCAGGGACAGCGCGGCCGUGUUCGCGUGGAAGGGCGAGACGCUGGAGGAGUACUGGUGGUGCACGCAGCAGGCGCUGACGUGGGAGGGCGCCGACGGGCCCGACCUGCUGGUGGACGACGGCGGCGACGCGACGCUUAUCAUUCACGAGGGCGUCAAGGCCGAGAAGGCUUUCGCUGCCGACGGCACUGUGCCCGACCCUGACUCCACCGACAACCCUGAGUUCAAGAUCGUCCUCUCCGUCAUCAAGGAGACUCUCAAAUCGGACCCCCAGAAGUGGACCAAGAUGGCAGCCAAGCUAGUGGGGGUGUCUGAGGAGACCACCACGGGUGUCAAGCGGCUGUAUGACAUGCAGAACAGCGGCGAGCUGCUGUUCCCAGCCAUCAAUGUCAACGACUCUGUUACCAAGUCCAAGUUUGACAACAUCUACGGCUGCAGGCACUCGCUGCCCGAUGGCCUGAUGCGGGCCACCGAUGUCAUGAUCGCUGGGAAGACUGUGUUCGUUGCAGGGUACGGUGACGUGGGCAAGGGGUGCGCUGCAUCCAUGAAGGCUGCUGGUGCCAAGGUGCUGAUUGCGGAAGUGGACCCGAUCUGUGCUCUGCAGGCCUGCAUGGAGGGUUUCAAGGUGAUUCCCCUCGAGGACGCUCUGGAGACCGCCGACAUCUUCGUGACGGCCACUGGGAACAAGGACAUCAUCAUGGCUCACCACAUGGCCAAGAUGAAGAACAACGCCAUCGUUGGCAACAUCGGCCACUUCGACAACGAGAUCGACAUGGCCGGCGUGUUGUCCUGGCCAGGUAUUGUCCGGCAGAACAUUAAACCGCAAUGUGACCGGUUCAUCUUCCCCGAUGGCCAUGGCGUAAUCGUGCUGGCAGAGGGCCGCCUGCUCAACCUGGGGUGCGCCACGGGACACCCCAGCUUCGUCAUGUCCUGCUCUUUCACCAACCAGGUGAUCGCAGUGCUGGAGCUGUGGAAGGAGAAGGACUCCGGGCGGUACGAGCGGAAGGUGUAUGUGCUGCCCAAGCACCUGGACGAGAAGGUGGCUUCCCUACACCUGGCGAAGCUGGGCGCCAAGCUCACGAAGCUCUCCGCCGAGCAGGCCAAGUACAUCAACGUCUCGCCAGAGGGCCCCUUCAAGCCGGCGAUGUACCGUUACUGA